Arachis duranensis is the source of this 618-nucleotide messenger RNA. RefSeq lists its product as uncharacterized. The transcript is spliced from 2 exons. The coding region runs from base 1 to 618 and encodes 205 amino acids. The record is from RefSeq and is a predicted model, not a curated record. NCBI's taxonomy places the organism in Eukaryota, Viridiplantae, Streptophyta, Magnoliopsida, Fabales, Fabaceae.
AUGGAGGCUGCACAUGCUUCACAUGUUGCAGAUGAGGAAGACCUCACUCAAAACCAUCCACAAAGUCAGCCUGAUCAGAAUAACAUCAAUGAUGGCAACACUACAACAAAUGCUUCACCCCCUAAUGGAGCCACCAUUCCAGCAGCAACCAACUUGGUUGGUCCAACAACUAGUUCAGAACCAGCACCUGCACCAAAGAGGAGAGGCAGACCAACUUUUGUAAGGGGCAACUCAGUUCCACCAAGAGGAAGAGGCAGCACCACUCGAAGAAGAAUGGCAGCCACUACAACACCUCCAACUCCAGCACAAAAUGCAGCAGCUGCACCACUACCCCCUGCUCAACCUAGGGUUGUCAGGCAUGAUGUUGGGUCUAGAUCCCAAAUUCCUGCAUCUCCAUCCAAUGUUGGGUCAUUGCCUCAAGGUCCAUUACUUAGGCCCACUCAUCAGGCCCAACCUACAGCACCAUUUAAGCCACCAACUGUGACUAGGGAGACCAUGGCAGCAGCAAGCCCAGCCACACAGAGCAGGUUCACAAGCUUCAUGUCCACCCCAUCCUUGAAGAAGAAAAAGCCAUCCAGACCACCACCAUCAAAGCCAUCAACAAAUGACAAGAAAUGA